Messenger RNA from Penicillium mononematosum, 5619 nucleotides. RefSeq lists its product as uncharacterized. Gene Ontology annotation, molecular function: metal ion binding; helicase activity. The record is from RefSeq and is a predicted model, not a curated record. Lineage: Eukaryota; Fungi; Ascomycota; Eurotiomycetes; Eurotiales; Aspergillaceae. Gene Ontology annotation, biological process: regulatory ncRNA-mediated heterochromatin formation. The transcript is spliced from 8 exons. Gene Ontology annotation, cellular component: nuclear RNA-directed RNA polymerase complex. Bases 1 to 5619 code for a protein of 1872 amino acids.
AUGGCUGGCCGUGGAAACCGGCGAUUGCGCGGCCAAGGCCAUACCAGCAAUCCAGACAGAUCGAACAACCUCGGAACCCGUAACCAAAGCGACAAAAUCUGCAGGCAAUUUCAGCGUGGAAAUUGUACCUAUGGCUCGACUUGCAAGUUCUCGCACGACCCGGCAAGAGCUAGCGUACCUGAGCCUAAUCCUACAGCUGAUGAUCUCAGAGAGGACCAGAAGAGAUCCUUCAACUAUGGGCAGGAGCGAUUGAAAUACUUGAUAGUGAAAAUACAGGGGGACCAACAGUUCCUUGUUAGAGACCUCGUGGAUGACGAUCUUGAUGGGCACGGGUUCAUACUGGCAACUAUCGAUACAACCGGCCAGGACUCAACUCACCAUAUUCCUGUCUAUGUUGAGCCAUUUCUGAAAGUUAUUACCCAUUCUUCCCUCUUAGAUUGUCUCUCUGUUGAUUCAUUUGUUGGCUCUAUGUACGCAACAUUUGGUGGCCCGAAUGGAGAUCGAGCAAUCGGGUUUUUGGAAAGCGUUUGUCGCUGCAUGAUAAACAGCUGUGAAAAAAACAGCAACAACCGGACUCUAGUCACUCCAGACAUGGUGAAGUUGUUGUUGAGUGCCCUGUAUCAGCUUCUGUACAGGGUCCGACGGGCACGCUUCCAUGAUGACCUUGCUUCACUUCUCGGCUCAUUGUACGAGUUGGUCCACAAAAUGAUCAAAGUCUACUCCAAGGCCGACCUCGAGGCGCUUGACAACAGGAUAGAGAUCAUGCGAAAUGUGGUUGCAAGCGCACUCCGCGGUCUUGUUCCACCCACAGUACCCGAAGAAAGCGUUCCAAGGAUUAGCACUAGACUAGCUCAAUCGACAUUUCCAAUGGACACAGAAAUCCCUGGUGGCAGACACGACAACGACCUUGCAGAAAUCUCAGAGAUUCAGAUUCUUCCGACACAGGGAGAAAUUGUCAGUGACAAUUCGGAAUAUCUACCAUCCACCAACUUUUCUCAGCCGCACUUCAUCGCAGACCCUAUGUUGAGAUACAUUGACUCCACGUUCCGGCUUCUGCGCCAUGACAUCUUCGGCUCUGUUAAGGAUGUACUCCGAGAUCUACUGCAGCAAUGUGGCCCAAAUCCCAAGCUAUCGAACAAGGAUACCAGGGCGCAUAUCUACAUGACAUCACAUGUCCAGCGUGUCUUCGUUAAUGGGAGAAAUGAGCUUGAAGCAACAGUAUCCUUCUCUGUACCGCCACAACUACGCAAAAAGCCUCUUGCCGAGCAGUGCAGAUGGUGGAAAGACUCUAACCGACUAGAGGCACACCAAAAAAGGCUGCUUUUUCUCGAAGUCACAGCAAAGUGUUCCUCACAAGAGCAAGCAAAGAAAGAAGAGAGCACCCUUGUCUCCAAUCGGCAUCUGCCCAGCAUUACAGUGAAGCUCGCGACAUGUUCACAGCAAGAACUGGAUCUCCUCGGCCAAAUUUACAGCGAGAAAAUCCCAGGUACACUGGUUGACUUCCAUGGCCUCAUUCCUGCUACAUUUGUCCCGAUUCUAAGGAACCUACAGCGUGUUCAGCGUGAAGGGGAGUUGACAUUCCAGAAAUGGAUUUUGCCAGGCCAGAACGGGGAUAAGGGGACUACCAAUAUACCUCCACCAGCAUACGCCCGAAAGCUAGGAUUUGCCUAUCCCUUCCUUUCGAUCAUGAAAGGUCAAACCCGAGACAUUAAGUUGGAUCCCAAUUUCCCGGAGUCUCUUGACAUCAAGGAGCUAGAAGGUUUGACUGGUCUCGACCUUGGCCAGUGUCAGGGACUUGUUGCUGCUCUCACCCGGGAAUAUGCCAUGAUUCAAGGGCCACCGGGAACGGGAAAGUCUCAUGUUGGCGUCAAGCUGGUUCAGGUUCUCCUCGCCGUCAAAGCAAGCGCGAAUUUGGGGCCAAUCAUCGUGAUGUGUUACACUAACCAUGCCUUGGACCAAUUCUUGAAGCACCUUCUUGCAAUUGGUAUCCAGAAGAUCAUACGAAUUGGCGGCCGCAGUCAGGCCACUGAGCUGGAAGGCAAGAACCUUCGCGUUGUUAGCGGUGGCGUCAGCAAGACAAGAGUAGAGUCUCAAACACUCGGACAAACCUACAGCGACCUUGAAGAAUGCAUGAAAAUAGCCGGGUAUUCCAUGAAGCCUCUGCACCAGUCUCGAAAGGGCCCGACCUGGAAAGGGAUGCAGCACUUUUUGCGCCGGAAGUGGCCCGCCAUACACAGACAAUUGGAUUUGAUGGAUGCCGAGGGAUUCAAAAUUGUCACUGACGAUCCUCUGUUAAACUGGCUGGGAGUCAAAUCGUUCAAUUGCUCGAAAACUGAGGAUGUGGAUGAGCCCGAUGAUGAGCGCUUGGGAAGCCUGAUACGCACUGCCGAGCGAAACAUCUAUCGCCCCUCGAGGCCAGAGCGUCAAACUCUUGCAAAGAGCUGGUUUAAGCAAUGGUGCAAAGAUGAGAGUGCCUCAAUGUUUGAGGCUAUCAAUAGCGCCGAGCGUUCGCGUGAAAACAUACACGCCGUCCACGAAGAAAUAAACCGACGGGCUCUGAUUCAAGCUGACGUUGUGGGCAUCACGACAACAUCCCUUGCGCGAAAUAUUGAGACAUUACGCCGCAUAGGAGCAAAGGUCAUCAUAUGUGAAGAGGCAGCCGAGGUGAUGGAGGCACAUGUCAUCUCAUCUCUUAUGCCGGGCGUGGAGCACUUCAUCCAGAUUGGCGAUCACAGACAGCUACGGCCGCAAAUUCAAAAUUACUCGCUUAGCCUUGAGUCUUCAUCUGGGAAAGCCUGGCAGCUAGAUCGGAGCCAAUUUGAGAGGCGUGCUGUUGGAGAGCCGGGCCUCAAUCCUGCCCCUGUUGCACAACUCUAUGUGCAGCGAAGAAUGAGGCCCGAGAUUUCGCAACUCAUUCGAAGUGUCUAUCCAAAGCUUGAAGAUCAUGAAAGCGUCAUGAACCUUCCUAACGUCGUCGGAAUGCGAGAGAACGUCUUCUGGCUGGACCAUCGACGCGAUGAAGACAAGAGCGAAGAUGACAUUCGUGUGAAGUCGCAUAGUAAUAAAUGGGAGGUUGACAUGGCGACCGCUCUUGUGCGGCAUCUUGUCCGACAGGGAGAGUACAACAGCAAUGACAUUGCUCUUCUGACUCCCUAUACCGGUCAACUGCGGAAGCUUAGAGCAUCGCUGAGCAAAGAUUUCGAAAUAUGUCUCAGCGAGCGGGACUUGGAGACCUUAGCAGCCGAGGGGCUCGGGGUGGACACAGAUGAGACUCCUGAAGCAGGACCUCGCAAAAUAAUUGAGAGGAAAACGCUCCUUCAGACGCUGCGCCUUACUACCGUUGAUAAUUUCCAGGGCGAAGAGGCGAAGGUGAUCAUCGUCUCCCUAGUUCGGAGCAACUUGAAACAAAAAGUUGGCUUUCUUCGCACUGAGAACCGUAUCAAUGUACUUCUCAGUCGAGCACAGCACGGGAUGUACCUGAUCGGGAAUUCCGAGACCUACCUCAAUGUCCCAAUGUGGGCUGAUGUUCACGCUCAGCUCACACGAACGAACGCAGUCGGUACAGAACUGGCCCUAUGCUGUCCCCGCCACCCCGAAGUGCCUAUCCUCUGCUCUGAGCCUCAUGGGUUUGAGACGAAGAGCCCCGAAGGUGGAUGUAAUCUCCCAUGCACCCGUCGUCUCGAGCCAUGUGGCCACCGGUGCCAGGCAAAAUGUCAUUCAUCGUUCAUGCACCAUGGCUUUGCAUGCUGCAAGCCUUGUCCUCGAAUUCGGAAGACCUGUGACCAUGCAUGUCCUAAGCUCUGUGGUGAAGAGUGUGGUCUUUGCAUGGUUGAAAUCCGCGACGUGAUGCUUCCUUGUGGCCAUGUUAAAAAGAAGCUCAUGUGCCAUCAGAUGCGUAACCUGGCAUCCAUUAAGUGCGACGUCAAAGUGGAUAAGGUCGUUACCAAGUGUGGCCAUGUUCUCCGACUUGCCUGCUUUAUUGAUGUUACGUCUGAGAUCUUUAGUUGCACUGAGCCAUGCACCGAAAUUCUCGGAUGUGGUCACAACUGUGGAGGUGUCUGUGGGAAGUGCUUGAAGAAAGGUGCCUCAAGGUAUGCCAUGAUGGCGAAGGCUGUGGGAAUUGUGAAGCCAAAUGCGAGGUUCGAUGCUCACACUCAGCCUGUGCCUCCACCUGCGGAAAGGCAUGUGCACCAUGUAUCGAGAAAUGCAAUUGGGUUUGUCCUCAUCAAGGCUCCUGCUCAAUGCCUUGCGCAGCACCGUGUGAUCGACUUCCGUGCGAUGAGCGAUGCGCCAAAAUCCUCGAUUGCGGUCAUCAGUGCCCAAGUCUUUGCGGAGAAGACUGUCCUAGUGGUCUGUGUCAAGAAUGCGAGUCCAAUUGUCGUGCUCGGCUGCGGCCAUUUCUUUACCAGUGAGUCGGUCGAUGGUCUUGUCGGCCUAGAUGAAGUGUACACAAGAGACAGAUCUGGCAAGUUUGACGGCCUUAGGGAUGUCUCUGCUUCUCUUGCUAGUGCCAUACCAUCGUGCCCUGAUUGCAAGCAGCCCAUUCGUCAGUUCGUAACAAAGCGAUACAAUCGUGUCAUCAAUCGAGCUGUUAUGGACGAAACAUGCAAGCGAUUCUUAACCAAAGGACGCAUCGACCUUGAAGCCCUUGAUUCCCGUCUGAAUACCCUCGCAGAUGCGCUUGUUUCCAAAGACACAACGGCGAGGCCAAUCAGCCUUACCAAAGCGCAGAUCAACACAAGAUAUGGGGCCUUUGUCCAGCUUGCGAAGGAAGCUGCAGUCCUCAGUAAAACGAUGGAUACAGGGCACCAACCGGCGAAGCGGCUCAAGGACGCCAUUGCCUUCCGUCAAAAACCAUCAGAUGAUGAAGCUAUCACCGUCUCCAGCCAACUUGAAAGACUGACAAUAUCCACGCCGAGACCCGACAACCAGAUAACUCUUGGGGCACUAUUGAUCUCUAUCAAGGCCCGCGAAUUCGUUCUUCAUGAUAAGUUCAGACUCUUGCAUUCAAAUGCAAAGAUCGAGGAGUCAAUCCUCAUUGUUCAGCUUAAUCAGCUCACGAUACCGUUCCUGGAGGACUGCCAGGACUUGAUCAUCCAAGCCAAGGGUGGGAGCCUCUCCCGUAUUGUCAUCACGGCAACCCUCGCAUUUGCCAAAAUAUCCGAACUGUUCGGAUGGUACCAUCGCACACGUCCAGUACACGGAAAGGAUGAGACUGAUAUGAAAAGACGGAAGAGCACGGGGUUAGAAUCGCGUGAUAACCGCAGGAAUACGGCGCGUGAGUUCCUUGCCGAUGCCUUGCAUUUAUGCGAGGAAUUGGGCAAUUGUGAGGAACUUCGAGAGAAAGUUCAGGAAAUGAAUCGUCUCUAUGAAGAGACUCGAUAUGAAGAGAUCACGCCAGAGGAACUUGCGUCUAUCAAGAUUGCCAUGGUUGGCGGGCGAGGAGGCAUAGCGACUAACUCUGGGCAUUGGUACAAUUGUAUCAACGGACAUCCUUUUGCCAUUGGCGAAUGUGGGAUGCCGACGGAGCUAGCGAAAUGUCCUGAAUGUGGUGCGCGUAUUGGAGGACAAAAUCACCAGCCUGUUGAGGGUGUUUCUCGAGCGGAGCAUAUGGAGUAG